UACUGUCAGAUGAUAGAUCCCCGGUGAGAUGGCUCCGGAGCCGGAAAGCGCCGUUGCUUAGCAACCAAGGGUCCAAACAAGCGCGAGCUGCAUCUGAGGAGUUUGAUAACGUGAUUAGCAACUCGGCUUACUUCAUGUUAAUUAAACCUAUCUUUAAAAUAUCGCUUAGCUCUUUAAGAUAUAAUAACCAUUUAAUUUGACUAAACAAAUGGCAGGCAAGAAGAAAGAAGCGAGUCUGCAGGCUUCUGUCACAAACCAAGAGCAGUGGGAGGAGAUGCUUGCAACCAAAGGUUUAACAGUUGUAGAUGUGUACCAACAGUGGUGUGGUCCCUGUCGAGCUGUGGUUAGUCUCCUCCGAAAAAUAAAGAACGAAUUGGGUGAUGACCUAUUACAUUUUGCCACAGCCGAGGCAGACAACAUUGAUGCUUUGGAGAAGUAUCGAGGGAAAUGUGAGCCCACCUUCCUCUUCUAUGGGGGUGGGGAGCUGGUGGCUGUGCUGCGAGGGGCCAAUGCUCCUCUCCUUCAGAGGAUGAUUGUGGAGGAACUGGCCAAAGAGAAGUCAGUCCUGGAGCAAGGUGGUGAACGCAAAGCGGUUAAAGAUGAUGGUCUGGUGGAUGGUGAGAAGAAAGACGAGGAGGAGACGCCACAGCAGUCAGAAAAUGAAGAAAGCAUAAUUGUUCCUGCCAGUAAAUCCUACACAGUUGCCAUCAUCAAACCAGAUGCUGUUGCUCACGGCAAGGCAAAUGAGAUCAUUAUGAAGAUUCAAGAUGCUGGGUUUGAGAUCCUGGCCCACGAGGAACGCACGCUGACUGAGGUUGAGGCUCAGGAUUUUUACCAGCACAAAGCAGAAGAGGCUUGCUUUGAGGACUUGGUGCAGUUUAUGUCCAGUGGUCCAUCCCAUGUUCUGGUAAUCUCUCAGAUUGAGGGCUCUGCUAACGUAGUGCCAGCAUGGCGUGAGUUCAUUGGCCCAGCAGACAUAGAGGAAGCCAGGAGAAAUAAACCAGAAAGUUUGCGGGCACAAUACGGCACACAGACACUGUUCAACGCAGUGCACGGUAGUGAGAACAGCGACCAGGCCAGCAGGGAGCUCGCCUUCUUCUUCCCCAACUUUAGGACAGCCUCAGUAACAGAGCAGGAUGGGGAGGAAGCGCAUGUGGAGAGGACACUGGCUCUUAUCCGGCCUGACGUUGCCAGAGAAAACAGAGAGGAGAUCUUGGCUCAAAUCCACAAGUCAGGCUUCAUCGUGGCUCUCCAAAGAGAAGUGAUGUUGACAGAGGAGCAGGUCAGACAGUUUUACUUCCAACAUGUUGAGGAGGACUACUUCCCUGCAUUGCUCCAAAGCAUGACCAGUGGGCCAGUGCUAGCUUUGGCUCUGGCCAGAACGGGGGCUGUCCAUCAUUGGAAGAACAUCAUUGGUCCGUCUGAUGUUAAUAAAGCCAGAGAGGAGAGUCCUGAAUGUCUAAGGGCCCAGUUUGCUGUGGAGAAUGAGCCUAUCAACCAACUGCAUGGCAGUGAAAGCCAUGCAGAGGCAGAGCGAGAGAUCAACUUCUUCUUCCCUAAACAGCAAACACUGGCAGUGAUCAAACCUGAUGCCAUGGAGGAAUACAGAGAGAAGAUUUUGGAUGAGAUCAGAGGCAGCGGUUUCUCUGUAACGCAGCUGAAGGAGAUGGUGCUGUCGAGGGAGAUGGCUGAGGAGUUUUACAAAGAGCACAGAGAGAAGCCUUUCUUCAACCAACUGGUGGAAUUCAUGUGUCGGGGGCCAUGUAUGAUGCUCGUCCUGACCAAGGAAAAUGCAGUGGAGGAGUGGAGGGCCACUAUGGGCCCCGCAGAUCCUGACCAAGCUAAGGCAACAUCCCCAAACUCUCUGAGGGCCCGCUUUGCCUCCGACAUCCUCCACAACUCAGUCCACGGCUCCUCCAGUGAGCAGCAUGCAGAGGAGAAGAUCCGUUUUAUCUUCGGUGACAUCUGCUCAGAGGCAGAGCUCACCAGUGAUGGAGAGACUGACACAACCAUUUUAGCAAAAGAGCAAGACUAUUCUGCAGAUGAAAACACAGGAAUGGCAAGAUCUUUAACUGAAGAACUGUCCGAUGACCAUAAUGAAGGUAUGAGUAAGUGACCCACAUAAUUUGAAUCCCUGCAGCCCACAGACAGAAGGAAGUGACGAUCCAGACCACUCAAAUUGAAUCAGCACCCUUACUUGUUUAUCUUGUAUUGUGGGCAUAUUCUGUAACAUUAUAGAAAAAUUCAAUAUCUGUCACUCCUCUUCAAAUCAUGAAAUAAACAUGUAUCUGACAUAGGUGGUGACCACAUAUUACUUAGCUAGUUAAAGGGAGUACUUGUAAACCUAUCGAGUUUUUUAAUACUGCUGACAGCAGUUGACAGUUUAUAAGCUUUCUUGGCUCGCAACAGCAGCUGUAAACUCCAGACUAAGACCAGGAUCAUACAGUCGCCACAAAGCAACCAAUCAGUUCAAACUUCAAAGAAGCCUUUAGCUGAAUCGAGACUUCAGUUCAUUCUAUGUUGGAUUGCUAACAAUCUAUCAAUUUUACUACUACCAUGCUGUAAUUAGGCUUGGUUGUGUUUCCUGUUACAAUUGAGGAGAAUACCUGCGUCAAUGUGACUAUUGUAUGUGAGAAUGUUAAGAAUAUCAAGUUAUAAAAUACACCACAAAGUUCUUGGUGUUAUUAGCAGCUCGCUGGUAGAUCAGUUGGUACUGGGGUUUAUGAAUUAAACUGAGGUAAAACCAGAGUAACUGUUACUAUACUUGCAUCCAGUAAGCAUUCAGGUUAUAAUUUCAGAAGGAUUCUAAAACAACCUUGAGUCAGACAUUUAUUUAUUUUUCUCUUAUUAGCAAAAAAAUGUAUAGGUUUGUAUAUUUUACAUCUAUUAAUAUAACUGAAGCAUUGUAUGGAAGCCCAUUUCCGCCAGUAAAAGAAAAAAACAAGUUUAAAACGUAUGUAAGUCAUUAUGAGAAACUCUCAAAAUAAUGGCUUAGUAUCUCAAAAUAAUGGGAACAUUUCUCAAAGUAACACAUAUGCCUAUGCAAUUUUCAAGAACUUUCUUAUUUUUUUGAGAUACUCAUUUUAAGAAUUCUUGAAAUACUACGUCUUUAUCUUUGAGUGUUUCUCAUUAUUUUGAGAUACGAAGUAAUUAUUUCGAUUUAAGUAAGUCAUUUGUUUGAGAAAGUUUGUAAUUACAAUGACUUACAGAAUAGGAAAUAGGCUUCCAUGUAUUUGUAAGCUUUUAAAAAUGAAAUACAUUUAGUCAUGAUAGGCAAAAAAAUGGGAACUGGGACUUGCAAAACAGAGUAUUGUCAUAUAUAAUUUGUCAACAUGGAAAGGUUCAGUCAUCUGCUGAAAUUGUCUUUGAUGCUCCUUUUACCGUGGCUUU
Sander lucioperca (pikeperch) is the source of this 3390-nucleotide messenger RNA. It is a transcript of the gene nme9, whose product is annotated as NME/NM23 family member 9. Gene Ontology annotation, molecular function: nucleoside diphosphate kinase activity. NCBI's taxonomy places the organism in Eukaryota, Metazoa, Chordata, Actinopteri, Perciformes, Percidae. Gene Ontology annotation, biological process: CTP biosynthetic process; UTP biosynthetic process; GTP biosynthetic process. The transcript has 17 exons. The record is from RefSeq and is a predicted model, not a curated record. The coding region runs from base 209 to 2116 and encodes 635 amino acids.